AUGGCAAGAAAAGUAACUUGUUGUUUGUGGUUUUUAUGCAUUUUAACGUGCUAUUUGUCAAAUUCGCCCUGUGUUGGUGCCAUAGAGAAGUCGUGGUUAAAUUUUAUCAAGUUAUGCAUUGCGAAUUGCGAGAAAAAUCGAGAUGAAACGCAAGUUCGUAUUAGCCCAGAAGGUAGCCCUUUCUCUUCAAACAUAAUAAACGACGUUAUUCCUUCAGUCAUCUUGUGGAACCCACUGUCUCAUACAAACAACUUUGGUCAACUAACAUGCCCCAAUUGUCACUCUGCACUAAGGCACUGGAAAUGGAAAGAUGGUAGCAACGACAGGGACAAUCCAAGGAACUUAUUUUGUAUUCAAGAGCGUGUUCUCUUGGUUUCGUCUGUGUAUUUGUGUGAAAGAAAUCAUCAAAUCGUUUCCCAUGAUCCACAAAUCCUUAAGGAAGUCAGAAAACAAAUUCAAAUUCCUUUUGUACUAUUUCAUAAGUCUGGUGUUACAAGAGAUCUCUUCGAUUAUAUAGGCAUCACUAUUCAAACUGGAAUAACUAUAGAAGAUGUUGAAAUUAUGUUAAUAAACUUACAUUCCUCGAGGCAGUCCAUGCUACAUAACACGCCAACAUCCACCCGAAAUAUUGACCACAACAGGGAUAUAUACAAUCCAUUAUAUACGAUCGGAAAAGAUUUUAUUGGACGAAAAUUGAUAUCUAAAGUAUUUGUUCGGGCCUUUUUUGAAACAGAACAUAUGUAUACACAGUAUAUGGCCCAAACACGUGGAAGUUGGAUAUCAUUUGACCAUACCUUUAAAGUGACUUCUAAUAUUGGUUAUUGGGAACAUGGAACUUGGAGAAAAUUAUAUGACUGUCUAUUUAUUGUUAUGAAUGAAAAAAGCGAUAUACUUGGAUGGCAGCUGACAAAAGGCACUGCACUGAAUAAUGUACAAAAACUGUUAGAAGGAUUAAAAAACCGGCUUGUGAGGCUUGAAAGUGCUUCUGAUGGGAUUAUUGUGGAUACAUUUGAUGGGAUUAUUGUGGAUAACUGUUGUAUAUUGAAGAACAAACUUAAAGAUAUAUUUGGCCCCAAUGUCAUAAUAAAACUGGAUCUAUUUCACGGCAUACAGAGAAUUGUAAAACAAAUUCCUAAGCGGAGUGGAAAUGCAAUGGUUAAAAGACUACGCAAACAAUUAAUAAAGGACUUGCGACUAUGUUUUCGGCAAUUAAGUGAUGUUGGUGAUGAAAGGAAAGAAAUGACACCAUCACCAACCAUAAUUGAAAGAAAUAUUGAAAUAUUUAAACAAAAGUGGAAAGACGAAGAAGUGGAGAAAACUAAAAUAUUUCCUGUGUUAGCACAUGACGAAAUUGAAAAAUUGCUUGUUCAUAUUAGACUGGGAUGUUUAUCUGAUAUUCCACCUGGUAUUGGGACCAACAGAAAUGAACGCCUUCAUCGAAAGUUAAGAAAGUGGUUGAGUCGAAGUCGUAUGGGAGUUUCUCUAGCUGUUGCACUUUUGACAACUAUUUUCUAUAUUCACAUGGAACAAAAUAGCAAAUGUGUUAAAAAGAGAUCAUCAAAGAUAGUUGUUCCUGUGACUCGGUGGUAUGGAAAUUUUUUAGCCAAUGGAGGUCAGCUUUCAAAUGAAAAGUUUGGAUUAAAUAAUUCAAAUCUGAACUUGAACUUGAUGGAAGAAGAAAUUGAUCUUAUUUCAGACGAUGGCAGUCUUUUGGGGAAUCGUGCUCUAUCUGACGACUACAGCAGUGAUGAGAGUGUACAUUUAGAUAAUGAUGAUACUGAAACAUUUGCAAAAGAAAAUUCCGAAAGUCUAAAAAAUAGAGCCAAUGCUAUGGCUAAUAUCGCCACUAGCGUCUUCAAAAAAGCCAAAGCACCAAUUACUGCUGAUAAGAAUUUAUGGAUUUUUUCAAAUUCUGUUUUGCUGCUUUUUUCAAAUCCAAGUUUUGAAGUUCUGCAUCAGGAAGAAAAAGAGGAAAGUGUAGAUGGCAUUCUUAAAAAUUACGGAUUUAUAAGACGAAAGGUAGCAGGAAAUGGAGAUUGUUGUUUUUUAGCAGUUGGCAUUGGAAUGGAGAUUUUUCUUGAGGAAGGAAACCAAGAAAAUCUUUGUACCCACUUGAAUUCCCUUGGUUUCUAUAAAGGACAGGACAUUUCUGAUAGGGUAAUGAUACUGCGAUCACUUGUUGUUGCUGAGUUCCUUGGUGAAAACAGCAAAGAAUAUCUGAUGUUUCUUGUAAAUUCAGAGCAAGAAUGUUAUGAAGAAAUGGCAAACCAAUUCCUAGAUCAAGGUUUUUUUGACUGUGAACUGGGUAAUGGUGUUUUGCUGGCAUUAGUAAAUGUGUUGAAAUGCUCCAUUGUAUGUUUUACAUCCAUAACCAACUAUCCAGUUAUACCUCUUCUCCCACGACACGAGACAUUAUCGUCCAUUCCUCUUUAUGUUGCAUUUACACAUUUUGGUAAAGGACACUAUGAUGCAGUGUAUCUCCAGGAAGACAGUGUGUAUCAUGAAGAAGUUGGUCAGACACAGAAAUGUAGUUGUGGCAGAGGUGGGGCGAACGAUAAAUCCAAGGAAUUUUGUAAGGCUUAUGGUUCCAGAUGCAAAUGUUUCCAGAAUAUGCAAGGAUGUGGUAAUUUGUGCAAGUGUUUUAACUGUGGUAACCCAUAUGGUAGCAACCAGACAAAGUCUUUACAAUCUAAGAUGGCGAGAAAAAGGAAAAGACACCAUGACACCCCAGAAUCCUCUGCUGACUUCCUGCACAGAAGAGGUGAGCCAGUGCCAUUGGCAAAAUGGACUGACUAUGACAACUACCUAUUACAACAGGUCACAAACAUUGUUGUUGGUGUUGACGAUAACUGUAUACCUGACUAUGACAGUGUACUUCAUUUGUUUAAAGAGAUUUCUUCAUACCAAAAUACUUCUUGGCCUUCACUUAAGGAUAUUAAAUUGAAGGUAGAUAUGUUUCUGAGAGAUCGAGCUGCAUUUAGAAUAAUGCUUAAACAACAACUUAAUUUGGACUAUAAUGAUAAUAGUUAA
Messenger RNA from Paramuricea clavata, 3030 nucleotides. NCBI's taxonomy places the organism in Eukaryota, Metazoa, Cnidaria, Anthozoa, Malacalcyonacea, Plexauridae. The record is from the annotation of a GenBank genome assembly.